Molecule: messenger RNA, 3525 nt
Organism: Lytechinus pictus (painted urchin)
Lineage: Eukaryota; Metazoa; Echinodermata; Echinoidea; Temnopleuroida; Toxopneustidae
Product: phosducin-like protein
Exons: 8
Coding region: 147-1022 (291 amino acids)
Biological process (GO): regulation of G protein-coupled receptor signaling pathway
Source: RefSeq, a predicted model, not a curated record
AGAGAGGGCGCGGCUUAUAAAACAACAUAGCGCAAAGGCUAAAGCGGAUUGCAAAGCAAAGUAGAAGCUGCCUAUAAUAUAUUGUCAUUGUAAUUUACAACUUUAUAUUCUGUAACUGGGAAGUGUAGAAGUUGGUUGAUAGUGAUAUGGCUACUCUAGAUGACAAGCUCUUGGGAGAGAAGACCCAGUACUACUACAGUGACAGUGAUGAUGAUCGUGGUGAAGACGAUGAUGAUGAUAAAUCCAGUGGAGAUGAACUCAACAAGGACAGUUCAACAUCACCAGACUUCAUUCCAGAAUCAGAACUUAGUGCAAGCGGUUAUGGAGCAAGUCGUACGGGACCAAAGGGCGUAUUAGAGGAUUGGAGAAGAUUCAAACAACUAGAGACAGAAAAGAGACAAGAACAGGUAGAAGAAAGAAGAAUCCUGGCUGAAAAACUCUCUAUGACAUGUCGAUCAUACCUUGAUGACGAGAAAGCGAAGGAAGAUGAGGAGUUUGAACAACUUCAACUAGAAGCCAUGUUAGAAGACGAGUUCAUGAGGAGAUAUAGGGAAGAACGUAUGAAUCAAAUGAUGAAUAAUCUACAGAAAAACAGACCGAGAUUUGGCAAGCUGUUGCGUCUCAACAAAGAUAGUUUUGUUGAUGCUAUUGACAAGGAAAGCAAAGAAGUAACUGUAGUUAUUCACAUAGAAGAUCAGUCACUGCAAGCCUGUGAGUCUAUGAAUGGCUGCCUUCACUGUUUAGCACAAGAAUACCCCUUUGUCAAGUUUUGCUCAGCUAAUGCAGCAGAUAUUCAGACCAGCCAGUUAUUUACAGAGAAAGGACUCCCAGCUCUCCUUGUGUACAAAGCAGGGCAACUCAUUGGCAAUUUCAUCCGAGUCUCAGAUGUCUUUGGUGAAGACUUUUUUGCAACAGAAGUAGAAAGCUUCUUACAAGAGCAUGGCUUACUACCAAACAAGGAGGAUGGAAAGGUCAUCACAGGUCACAUGGAAGAUGAGGACAGCGACCUUGAAUUGGACUGAAGAGAGACUUUCAAGAGAUAUUAAGAUUGUGCUGCGUUUUCAUUCCACCAUAUAUACCCAAUACCCACUGCAAGUUGGCUGAAGAGAAUAGCACAGUCUGGACACGUAAUAUGCAUGCAUUGUGCUUUCAUAACUCAAAAUUUUCAAUGCCGCAAAUCUUGCUUGUAUCAUGUUGGCAGAAGUGAUUGAAUGGUGGAGCAAAUAUUGCAUUGGUGCUCUAGAACUCUAGGGGAAGGACUGUGUACGUGAUCGUCACCAGUGACCAUGCCAUUGAAUUGCAAGAUUGUGAAGCAUGUUUUACCUUGCAAGUCAACCUUUUCCUUUUGCAUUGUUUCUAUGCAUUACCAUCUUUCAGCAUAUGAUCAAUUUGUAGACCAAGGGAGCCUUUCAUGAAAUAAAAAGUGAUUUUCACUGACUACUGUUAUAAGCUACCCAAAUCCUUGCAUCUGACUGGCUCAGAGCAAAAUAGUCAGUGAAAAUCACAUUUGUUUUAUGAAACACUCCCCUAAUAUAAAACAAGGGUAUCAAAUCUGAAAAUCAAAGCUGUAAAUUGCAAAUCAAACAAAUUAAUAUAAAACGAUUUCAGUGGUCUAUCUUGAAACUAUUACUUGUGUGAUUCUAGCAGUGUCUAUCACAGAAUGAUUGGUAUUUCAUUGAAUUCUAAUUCAACAUUUUUUAGUUUUUGCCAAUCAAUUUUUAUUUUAUGAGAAAAAAAAGGUAUGAAGAAUGCCUUAGCAUGAUGUCAUCCUAAAGAACUUUGACUGUGGUUCUGAAUAUCAACAUUCAGACAGAGUCGUGAGUUUAGGAGAAUCAGAUAUGCUAUGGAUGGACUAAAUUGCUGGAAAUGUCAGCUCACACAAAAGCUAGGAGAAUCGAUUACAUUGAUACAUGUAAUACAUAUUAUUGUUGGUUCAAAAUAAUUCAUUUGUUAGCAAUAUGGUUAUGAUCGCAUCAAGACCUGCCAAGAAUAAUAGUAAUGAAACAUUUUUUUUUGUACAGCGCAAAAUACAUAGGCAAAAUUGCAAGGAAAGUGUCUAUGCCCUAAUAGCUUGAUGAAUGGAAUCUGCCUAACCCUCAUGCAAGUAUAGUUUUUUUGGGGGGACUGUAUUUAAAUCAACAGUUGGGUGCUCUACUCUUGUGUAAAUCAUGGCAUACAAUAUUCGUCUGCCUUAUAGUAAUUAAAAGACUUUUUGUUUCAAUUAACAAAGCAAGUAAGUUCAAAAAGUUUUCUUCUUGUGUAAUGAACAUCAAUAGGUGUGGUACAUGUACAACAAAAAUGUAAUUUUCUUGAUUCUGUCACAGUAUAAAAAAAAUAAUAAUGCAUGUCUUUACACCUGCAAAUGAAAUGUAAUUGAAUGCAUGUUGUACCUGGAAGCUUGGUUUCUUCCAUUUACUUAUGCAUGAUGUUUCAUGUAAAAGAGCUUAAUGUCUAUGAGAUGAUUUUUAUGAUCUUGAAGUCAUAUUUAAUAUUUCAAGGUCUUGUAUGACAUCGUGGUUUCUAGGCAACCUGUGAAUAUGAUGGAAAUCAAUUUGUGAUUUGCAGCAAUAGUCUCUAAAUCUCAGCAAACGUGACGUUCUUUAUCGCGACCAAUGGUGAAAAACCUUAUGAUGAUAAAUCUUGUUACGGAGUCAUACUGUUAGGACAGAAAAUAUGUGAAUGGUCACCUUGAUAAUAUUAUGGCAAAAAUUUCUGAGUUAUUGAGGCUGUGAAUAAGAAAUGUACACAAUGACAUGUUUCAUUGAAUAUUUGUUGAAUCAUUCAGUAAAGAUUUGUAGACUCAGCCUGCUUCAGGUAUAUAGAAUGAUAGAGUAUAAGUUGCAAACCCACCUUUAAAAUUCAGACUUGUCGAUGGAUAAUCAAUUGAAUACAUUUGCACUGCAUGCCAAGGAGAAUGGCAUACUAGGGUCACUUGAAAUCUUCUUUAUUCCUCUUCUAUUCAUUUCCGUUCAAUUUUUUGCUGGAUUUACGUUAGUGCUGUCAUUCUUUUAUUAAUGCACCACUGCUCUCAAUUAGGGUUUUAGAUAAAUAACGAAGCAGUUUUUGAUGUUCUAUUGAGAGCAUGCAGCCAAAGAAAUACUGCGUAGAUUACAGUUGUCCUUGGACUGUGGUAAGGAAUGAAUAUCAAGAUCUGUCUCGAAAAAUAACAAUAUUUAUCUUUGCCUAUUGUACAUUCUUAGGCUCCAAGUGUGCAAUACCUUCUGAUUGCCAUAAUGCAAUUGUUCAUUAAUUUUUUUUAGUAAGAAUAAAAUCAUGCAGCGAACUCAAUGUUUUUUGCAUUGCUGAUAACUGAUUCAUAAUUGGUCAUUGCAUACAAUGUUGAAAUGAAUGAGUAUUAAUGUAUCUUAUAAAUCAUAAAAUUCAUUGUCCAUUCUAAAUUAUGGAAAACACAUUAGAUAGAUACAUCUUCGUUUAUUAGAUGUCUUUGUAAGUUAUGUGUCUAGAUAUUUUUUUCAGGUUUGUUUCUGUACACGAGUAUGAAAUAAAUGUUUAAGGACAUGCAAA